Messenger RNA from Bolinopsis microptera, 1193 nucleotides. RefSeq names its product vacuole membrane protein 1-like. Gene Ontology annotation, biological process: autophagy; Golgi organization. The record is from RefSeq and is a predicted model, not a curated record. The coding region runs from base 45 to 1193 and encodes 382 amino acids. NCBI's taxonomy places the organism in Eukaryota, Metazoa, Ctenophora, Tentaculata, Lobata, Bolinopsidae. Gene Ontology annotation, cellular component: endomembrane system; membrane; endoplasmic reticulum. The transcript has 9 exons.
ACAAAUAUGACCCUUCAAAUUGCUGAUUUAUAUUGUGGUACUGGAUGGGUGAAUCAAAUGGUUUGCUAAAUGAAUCAGAGGACUUAGAAAAUCUUGUAAGUACUGAGGAUGAACUUGAGGCUGAGCGGAAGAACAUUACUCUUUGGAGAAGUCCUCUGAAAACAUUUUACUAUUUUGGCUGGCAGACGUUUGAUGAACUUUGUAAAGGUUUUAAGUUUGCAAAGCUGCACAAGUUAAAUAUAGCGGUGACGGCUGGGGUGACUUUAGCAAUCUUACUGUUCCUCAACAUCCCUGGAGCUCAACAAAAGUACGUGGUGUGGUUAAACAAGGAGAUCUGGUGGAGCGUCUGGUGGGUUGGGCUGGGGAUACUCUCUACUGUAGGACUGGGAACUGGACUACAUACCUUCAUUCUCUACCUGGGUCCACACAUAGCCCAAGUAACCAUGGCAGCAUGGGAGUGUAAGAGUGUAGAGUUCCCAGAACCUCCUUAUCCAGAUGUUGUGAUAUGUCCACCAGAAGGAACCUCUCUCAUGCACGUGGAUAUGUGGGUUAUCAUGUCCAAAGUUAGAUGGGAAUCACUCAUGUGGGGUAUUGGUACAGCAAUAGGAGAGUUACCACCCUACUUCAUGGCUAGAGCUGCCAGGCUAUCAGGUAACGAGAUGGACGACAGCUCAUAUACCGACCUUCAGAGAGUAAAAGACCCUUCUACUCUCAAAUGGGGAGAUAGAUUUAAACGGUGGAUACAAAACUUUGUACAAAGUGCCGGCUUCAUUGGUAUUCUAAUCUGCGCUAGCGUACCUAACCCACUGUUCGACUUGGCUGGCAUAACCUGUGGUUACAUGCUUAUUCCAUUCCUAACAUUCUUCCCUGCUGUGCUUCUCGGCAAAUCAGUCUUCAAAGUACACCUCCAGAUGGUGUGCGUUGUGAUCCUCUUCACAGCAGAUAACCUCAAACUGUUCGGAGAGAAGAUAUCUCACCUCCCCCUCAUAGGACCAGCUCUCCAUGGUCCCUUUACGAGUAUAAUUUUCACAGCGACUGCCAGAUCGAGCUAUAACGUGCCAUCGUCGUCCUUCAGACGGAUUGAGUUCGAGAUCCUGUAUUUUAAUCGUAUUCACAAACGCGUUGUUAACAUAGGCGCAGACCACCUCCAUUUCCAGAUUUACGGUGCAGGUUCUUUGAUAAAGGGCUCGUAA